Molecule: messenger RNA, 1323 nt
Organism: Galendromus occidentalis (western predatory mite)
Lineage: Eukaryota; Metazoa; Arthropoda; Arachnida; Mesostigmata; Phytoseiidae
Product: secretin receptor
Exons: 10
Coding region: 1-1323 (440 amino acids)
Biological process (GO): adenylate cyclase-modulating G protein-coupled receptor signaling pathway; cell surface receptor signaling pathway
Cellular component (GO): plasma membrane
Molecular function (GO): G protein-coupled peptide receptor activity; peptide hormone binding
Source: RefSeq, a predicted model, not a curated record
AUGUUCAAGAGACACCUAUUCGAUCGAAUGCGAGAAUGCGAGACCCUGAGAGAGCUUGAGCUCGCUCAGAAUACUGCUGUCGGCAACACUGACGACUGGUGUCCUCGAGUCUGGGACGGAUUGCUGUGCUGGGAGCCCAUGAAGAGCGGGGUGAGCUCUCAGAAAUGCCCGGACCUUCUCAAUAAUCUCGACACUACACAGGACGUGAUCCGGUUGUGCGUUCCAAAUGGACAGAACUCGCACGGGACAUCCCCCAACGCCAGCUACAGCGAUUUCUCACGAUGUUUCGCCUCUAAGCAACGACAGCUCAGUCUCAUAAAACUUUACCAGACUCACAUUCCGUUGGUGAAAGUCAUCAGUCGAUUGGGAUAUUCGACGUCUUUCCUGCUACUUCUCUCGGCGCUGAUUAUUCUCUCCAGUUUUCGGAGGCUCCGAUGCGCGAGAAACAAGCUCCAUUGCCAACUCUUUUUAUCGUACAUUUUCCGGGCGGUCAUAAUUCUUGCCAAAGACUACUUCUUCAUUUCUGGAGUCGGUUUCCGGAAGGAACUGCAAGCAAACCAAGAAUGCAUCUGGUGCAAAACUUUUUUAGUGCUCCUCCAAUAUACGCUUCUGGCCAACCAUUCAUGGAUACUUGCAGAGGGGAUCUACCUUCACAGAUUGGUCUUUCGCGCCAUCCAUUCGAGUUCCUGCAAAGCAUCCCUGAGUUCGAGAGCCGUGAUUGCUGCCUGGAUGAGUCCCUUGCUCUUCGUGAUCCCAUGGGCACUCCUCCGUUAUUUUCUGGAAAACCGACUGUGUUGGACAACUAAUGAGUCAAUCUACAUUCUGUUGGUUCUGCAAGUGCCGAUGUCCAUAGCGAUCCUCUUGAACUUUUGUUUGUUCCUUGGCAUAACUUUCACGCUCUGGCGACGUGUUCGGAGACCGGAAAUUCAGCCUCAGAAUAGAAGGCACACGUAUCGGGAGUGGUUCCGAGCGUCCUUGAUUUUGAUACCUUUGCUGGCGUCCCACUACCUGGUGCUGCUCGCCAUGAGUCUCUUAGCGAACUUCUUGUCACCGAGAGUGGAAAUCGUCUGGUUCUACGUGGACCAGCUCUUCACAUCCUUCCAGGGAUGCGUAGUAUCGUUCCUGUAUUGCUUCGGGAAUCCCGAGGUGCUGCGUCAAUUGAAACGGAGGCCAACCACCUACCAGAGUUCGCGAUCCUCGAAACUAAAAUCGUCCACCUCGAGAACACUGCCCCGAAAGCACAAUGAAACGGAAGCCACAAAUUCGUCGCCGAGAUGGUCUCUAUCUCUGAGAAACAAAAUUUGUAAGCAGUCUGAGGUAUAG